GCUCCAGUUUGUGUCCGGACUGCAGUCAUAUGAUUCCAUCCCGUCUGAGGCUCCUAUCUAGGGCUGUUAAUCAGGCCAGAGGAGCGCUUACGUCCUAAAAAGUUGCUUUGGAAAUGCCCUCAUUACACUGCAGGGAGCUGGUUUUCAGAUCCCAUUUUGGUGUUCAGUUUAUUUUACUUAAUUCCAUCUUUCUACUUUUGUUCAACAAACUGGCUUAUUGUGUGCUGGUGUAUACAUUUUAGAAUUCAUUCAUCAAUAUUCCAUUGUUCUGUUACACAUUUUUGGCAAGUGAAACACACUAAAAAGUUGUUUCAUUUGGCAAACUCUGGUCUGGUCUUUAAAAAAUAUAUUGUGUUUUCUACUGCAUUUUCUUUACAUUGAAAGCACUUGAAAUUGAAGUUACAAGAUGAUAGUGGCAUCAUUUGCCUGGGAUGUGCUUCUGCACUUUCUGGUCAGCAGCCCUCGAAGACGAGUUUUUCCUGUCCCGGAUUAGAUUUCUGCGGUCAAGUGUAGGUUUUACUGAUCUGAUUAGUAUUGAUUUUCUACCUCAAAAAACCUGUUUUAUACCAUGAAACCCAUCAAGGAAAGCUUGAAAGCUAAUUUCUCUGUAUGCAAGAUUAAUGAUCGAUGACAUGUUAAGUCCACUACUCCUUCAGUUAGAAUGUAAACUAGUGCAUUACGCUGCUCUCUCCACUUAAUAUCUAAAAGGAUUGUCCAAUAUAAACCACAUUUUAAUUGCAUUCUAACCAUUGUAUGGUGAGAAAUAUUUGUGUCUCGCCGGCCUGUGCUCAAUAUGCUACAGGCUAAGCGUUUUAAGUCCAAGUGAAGGUGCACUCAGCUGUGUGUCAGUAGCUUUUCACGGUAAGUGCUUUACUCUGACAGAAGGUUUUAGUUCCCAGGAGUUUGUUUCAGCCAGCAGUCCGUUAGAUUAUCCAUAAAUGCUCCCCUGUGUGUUCUUUACAUGAUGAUGAAUAAUGAACGUAUACAUGAAAUAUGGAUGGGGUUUGGUGAAAGGUGUAUUUGUUUAUUAGCUGGUUUUUGAUACACCCUUCCUGUUGUUUGAUCAGUCCUCCGUUUCAUUCCCAACAUGUUAGCAGAGUGAGGCAAGGAUUCAGAAAUCACACCCUCAUAGCAUCUUGUAGCAACAAGAGGAGUACAGACGCUGGUCACAUUGUAGGAGGCAGCACACUAACUGCUUGGAGACCAGCAGCAGUUGCUUAGCAAAGAGAUGUAGCGACUAAAUAGAGGGAGGGACUUGGGGAGCGAGUCAGCGCGGAGAAUGCUGAAAUGGAGUGAGUGGAGCCCGGCUGAUGGAGGAUGGAAUAAAACAGCUGAUUGCGUGGUGUUUUGAACAGGUUGAUGCUGGAGGAAAGGGAGCAGCGAGUGGGAGGGGGAGCGCGCGCAUCACAGCUGAAUGUAUUAUCAGCAGCUGCUGCUUCUGUCAUGUGAGCAGCAGGAUAGGGAGGGAGAGGUGGAGCGCAGGCACCUUGCUCAGUUAGCGUAAUACUCUGACUGAAGAUGGAUUUAGCCGUGGACGCCUAAUGGCAGCAUGAGACGCGAGCUUCUGCCAUCCCGCCCCGGACAGACUGGCACAGGCAGGUUGUAACGUGGCAACCCCCCGCUACAUGCCUACUCCCAGGAUGCCUACAUCCGUGGCCAAAGCAGUUACAGUGGAAAUGCCUGUCACAUUCCGGUACCACCCCCCAUAUGUUACCCCAGAGUAGACUGUAGGCCUACGGGCAUGUCCCAGGGUCCUGACUUGUUGGGGCCAGGCUGCAGAGGGUCAUCAGCAGCCCCUGACUAUGGGUACCGCAAGGAGAUCACUGUGCCUCCUUCUCCCCCUCCUCCGACGAAAGCAUAUCCCAAAAGCCAAAUGGCAGUGUGUAUGCGAAACGAUGGCGUAAGGACUGUGGUGGUUCCACCUGAGACCGCCCACAUGGGCCGUAUGGGUCCUACCCAAAGAAUGGAUUUUGUGGACCCUGCCUUUGUCAGUCGGAGGCCAGCAUCAUUGGCUCAGUAUCCUCACCAGAGGAAGAUGGACCUUUAUCCCAGCGGCCCAGGAAUGGUUCUUUAUGGAGGUCCUACCCCCCACCACCCGGUCAACAGUCAGAAUAUCGACUGGCGCACUUAUCAAACAUACAGAGAAUACAUUGACAACAAAGGCAUCCACUCCCAUGGCAGUCGGACUAUACAGGAACGGCUAGACAGCCUGCGGACAGCCAGUCAACCCUUUGGGGCUGCACACCAUAUUCCCCGGGGAGACUGGGUGGCCAAGGAAAUGCGAAGGAGGAGUACUUCUCAUGAACGGUCUUUUCAAGGACCUCCACCUCACUUUCAAAUCCCCCCUCGCAGUGCCUCACAGGAUCGUAUCAGUGGUACAGAGAGAUUGAGUCAAGGAAGGAAUUGGCCACCUCGCAGUGCGUCACAAGAUGGUCUCGUGCACAAAGCCCGCGCCCAUUCUGUGGACUAUGUCGACCCAGUUGAGCUGUCCCAGCCAAAUCGUAGGGAUUCAAGGAAGGGAUAUGGCAGGACAGACCCCAACUCGCGCCCCAGCAGGCAGCCUGUUCCAAGACAUGCAAUCCUCUCACGGCCAUCAUUUGGACCCAACAGUGGCUUGAGAGGGGUCCAGAAUCCUCCGCUUUACACGAAAGGACCAGAUUCUCGCUCCUCACCCAUGCUUUCAGAUAGACAUUUACAAUUGGGAAAAAGGACUGAAAAUUCUGUGGCUGACCAAAGAGUUUUAGUCAAAGGUGCAGGCCACGCUGUUCAGCAGGGACUGAGCAGGAUGCGAUCUGAAUCUCUAAACCCUGUUGAGGCAAACAGAGACCUUGUUUCGGUUGGCCAUCGAUCCUCCUCAUGCUCUGCGCCAAAACAGAUCAGUCAGAAGCCCAGCAGCAUCCAACAACCCCACAAAGAGUCUCAUAGUCAGGUUAACGGACGCGCUCCCUCAGAGACGGGGGUGGUUCUCAGGGAGAAGCCCCCGUCAGGAAAGAACCCAAGCCCUCUGCGUCACCCCUCGUACAUAUUGGCUGUGAACGAUGAAGGAACAGACCCAAAUACAGAUGUGAUAGCAUGUUGGCUUCCCAAUGAUACGCGCCGUGAGAUCCACAUGCGACGACUUGAGGAACAACGCCACACCUCCUGCUCCAGCAACCUGGACGAAUCCCUCGACUCCAUUCCUUUCAUUGACGAACCGGUCAGUCCCAGCGUGGACCGGGAAGCGGCUCCUAUUCCCCCCUCUGCUGUGAUAUCUGUCGCACCUUCGAUCGCCACGGACCUCUCCAGUCAAGGCUCUCCCUGCCCCCCCAUUCGCAGACAGCUGUCACAUGACCAAGAGUCUCUUCGAAGUGCUUUGCUUGAGUCUGACACGGCGAGCCGGUCAGAGCGCUCUAAAUCUUACGACGAGGGCCUGGAUAACUACCAAGAUGAGAGUCGAGGGCGAUCGUCUAGUCGGCACAUGCCCAGUCUCAGAAGCCUAAAGAAGGCUCUGGAUGGUCAUAAAUCUUCUGGGGACUCCGCUAACCGAAGAGACUCUUCAACUGAUAUCUUUGCUGAUUCCAGUAAAGAAGGAUUGCUCAACUUCAGGCAGCGCAGCACGGACAAAAACAAGCGUGUUGGUGGAGGAAUGAGAUCAUGGAAGCAGAUGUAUACAGUCCUGCAAGGUCACACGCUGACCCUCUACAAGGACCGGAAGGAAGCGCUCUCUCAUGUGGCGACGCAGGUCGAAGAGGAGCCUCUGCGGAUUAGCAUCAAGGCCUGUUUGAUUGACAUCUCCUACAGCGACACCCGGCGCAAGAACGUGCUGCGACUCACCACGUCAGACUGCGAGUACUUGUUCCAGGCAGAAGGGAGGGAAGAAAUGCUCACCUGGAUCCGAGUCAUACAGGAAAACAGUAACAUAGAUCAAGAGAACUCUGAUGUGACAAGUCAAGACCUGAUAAGUCGAAAGAUUAAAGAGUACAACAUGAUGAGCACCCCCAGUAGCAGGUCUGAACCGUCUCCCAAACCCUCCCGCCAGUCGCUCAGCAUCAAACAAGCCUUCCUCGGUGGUAAAACGGAGAGCAAGUCUCACAGCCCUCACUCGCCAAAAUCAGAGGAGCGCAGGCCGCUUAGAGAUGACUCCAGUCCACCGAGGGACAGGGCGGCCAGGAAAACAAGAAAACUAGCAGGGAUUAUGAGGAAGCCCUUUGAAAAGAAGCCCCCUGCCGGGGUCACGUUUGGGGUGCGGCUGGAUGACUGUCCUCCUGCUCAGUCCAACAGAUUCGUCCCUCUGCUUGUGGAGCUGUGCUGCACGGUGGUGGAGGAGCGAGGCCUGGAGUACACUGGCAUCUACAGGGUGCCAGGGAACAAUGCUUCCAUCUCCAGCAUGCAGGAGGAACUGAACAGCAAAGGCAUGACUGACAUCGACAUCCAAGAAGAUAAAUGGCGGGACCUCAAUGUCAUCAGCAGCUUGCUCAAGUCCUUUUUCAGAAAGCUUCCAGAACCAUUGUUUACAAAUGAAAAAUAUAAUGAGUUUAUCGAAGCCAACAGAACGGAGGACUCUGUUGUGAGACUAAAGGAGCUCAAGCGCCUGAUCUAUGAGUUACCGGAUCAUCACUUUGAAACCCUGAAAUUCCUUUGCGCUCAUCUGAAGAAGGUUUCUGACAACUGUGAGAAGAACAAGAUGGAACCUCGAAAUCUUGCCAUUGUCUUUGGGCCCACGCUGGUCCGAACAUCUGAAGACAACAUGACCAACAUGGUCAGCCACAUGCCUGACCAGUGCAAGAUAGUGGAGAACUUAAUCCAGCAGUUUGACUGGUUUUUCACAGAGGAGGGCGAUGAGGACCCUGUGACCACCACAGAGCAGAAAAGCACGGUGCAGUCACAGCCCGUUCCCAACAUCGACCAUCUGCUCUCAAACAUUGGACGGACAGCAGCGUCGCCGGCCGAAGUUUCCGAUUCAGCAUGUUGUGACUCCACCAAAUCAAAGAGCUUGUGGGGGUCAGGGAAGGAUCAGUGUAGACAAGAGAUGCUGCGCUCUUCCUUCUUCGUCAGCCGCAAACGUAAGAAGCCCAAGGACAAAGCUCUUCCGAGCAGUUCAGAUGACGACCUGGACGGCGCGUACUCCAAGAAAGACCUGCCGGGGGAAAGAGCUCCGCAGAGUCUGUGGUCCCCAGACAGCCGGACGGAGGAGGAGACCGAUGACGCCAGUGAAAAGGAAAAGGACAAGAACAGCUCGGAGGAACAGCUGGACCAGACGGACAGCAAAGAGUUUCUCUCCGACAGCCUCACGCAACUCUCCACCUCGAUGCCUUCUCAGCAUCUGGACAUCAGCUCUUCUAAGACUCAGACUGGCUCACCGUACGCUUCGCCCUCACACUCCCCGGGACUCAGUUACCACAUCCCCAUGACACACCAGACUUCGCUGUCGGACCCUCAGUCCACCUAUGACGACACGGUCUCGGACCUGGGUACGAUGAACAGUACCAGCUCGCAGGCCUCGGCGCCCCGCCUGAGGCGCGGCAGGACAACCGCUCUGGGGUCGGAGGCGAGCGGCAGCUGCCUGGGAGCGGAGGUCUGUUCCAUCACUUCGGACUACUCCACCACUUCCUCCAUGACGUUCCUGACCGGCGCCGAGCUCAGCACCAUAAGCCCGGAGGUGCAGUCCGUCACAGAAAGCAGAGGAGACGACGCCGACGACGAGAGAAGCGAGCUCAUCAGCGAGGGCCGGCCGAUGGAGACGGACAGCGAGAGCGACUUGUCUGUGUUUACAGUCCGGAAAGAGAGUGGCUCAGUGGAGCGAGUGCAGCCGGAACCCCGCCCCCUCCCCUCACAUAGACUCAUUGAAUGUGACACGCUCUCGCGCAAGAAAUCGGCUCGACAGAAAACCGACAGCGAGUCGUCACUGGACACCACCCGCAGCGACAAAGACUCCAGUAGACUCUCACAGAUUCUGGGCUCGGUGAAGAGUCUCAGCUCCUCGUCCAAAGGCGAGCUGGACAAGACGGAACCCGCGUGGCGGCUGAAGAUCACAGACCGGCUGAAGGUGCGCCUGCGGAUGUCAGUGGACGACAUGUUCGGGGUGGGCAGCCAGAGGUCCUCGGAGGCCCGCAGCAAGAAGAAGAACAUCAGACGGAGGCACACGAUGGGUGGACAGAGGGACUUCGCCGAGCUGUCUGUGCUGGGAGACUGGACACAGCAGGACAUCAGCUCCAGCUGUCGAUCCGAACUGUCGGCUGUGGACCGUCUGAAGCCCAAGUGCAGCUCUCAGGACUUUUCCAUCGGAGACUGGAUUGCUCGCGAGCGCCACCGCACCAGCAACCCGGAGGUCAGUUUGGACUUCUCGGAAGGCGGGCUGCACGCGACAAGCUCCCAAAACCUGGGAGCGUCGUCGUCCUCCUCCUCCGAGACCCAGCAGACGGAGUUGCUGAACGGGGAGCUUCCGCCGAGUAAAAACCUGAGCCUGUCGGCCACGGCUCACCCUCACAAGCUGGCCAGUUCCCAGGUGGUCCACUCGCGCUUCUAUCAGUACCUGUGAUGAGCGUCAGAUGUGCGUGACUGUUUUUUUUUGUCCGAGACGUGUGGAGCUCUGUCAGCGUCAUCCCUGUUGUGUGAGCAGUGUUUGUGAAUGAGCAUGUUGUACAGGACCGUUGCGCUUGCUCGUGUGAAAGGCAUGGAACCAAAUGACCUGUGGACAGUUCAUUUUUUAUUUUUACAGGAGGGAGAGAAGAUGAAGAUUUUAAAGGAGCUCUAGGUUUUAAGCGAUCAGAUUGAGUAGAUUUGUAAGUGGGAGGAGUCGCAGGCAGAUUGUUAGCGAUGUGGCUACAGGAUUUGCGAGUGAAUAGAAAGUAGUUCCGAGACUUUUAGGAUUGAAAAUGAACUAUUUUUGUGAAAAGAUGACUAAUAACGUCGGUGAAUCGGUAACCAAAUGAAGAAUGUACAGAGGCGCCUGCUGUUCUAGCGACUAAAAGCUUUAGAUGCUUGUUCGAGUGUACAUACUUUAAUUUUUCUGUUUACUUGAAUGAUGUUCUCGGUACAGGAAGACGACGAGCCCCUCAUUCUUGCGGCGGCUUUUCCAAAGGUACAAGGCUCAUAAGGAGACACUGGACUUAUGCAAAAAAGAAAAAAUAAUCGAGUUAGAAUUCAUCUCAUUCUGUCUAAGAGCAGUGAACAACGACCCUCUGAUGCAAAUGUGAUGCCGUGUCUGUGAUUUAGGGGAGAAGAAAAAAGAACAAAUGGGAAAGACUUAACUCACAAGGAAGUGCCUCUCAAUGAAACACUCUGGGUGCCAUACUGUCUUUGUCGAGCUGCAAGGAGAUGUUACUGUGAAUGACAGUUUGUCGUCGACUCAGUCAUCGGACAGGUUUUUUUUUAAAUGCCGAGCUUCCGGUCUUUAAGGCAUUCCACUCCGGUCUUAACAUGUUUUUGUCAUUUUAUUCCGCUCCUUUUAAUUUUAACAGAACUUGAAUGAUGUAAAAGAAAGAAAAAAAAAUCAUGUACAUAGAUGCCAUCUUUUAGCUGCUUUGUUUUGCUUUUUCCAUCAUUUGCAGGGUUGAGUACAGUAUUGUGAGACGAUGACGCACAUGUAUGUUUGGUACUUCUCUGGAGAGGAAACACUUGGAGUUGGAACAUCUGUGUCUACGCUGUGUUCCUUGGACUGUGAGACCACUCACGGACUCGUGAAACACUGGAAAUAAACUUUGU
Synchiropus splendidus (mandarinfish) is the source of this 7683-nucleotide messenger RNA. It is a transcript of the gene arhgap21b, whose product is annotated as Rho GTPase activating protein 21b. The coding region runs from base 1742 to 6517 and encodes 1591 amino acids. Gene Ontology annotation, molecular function: protein binding; phospholipid binding. The record is from RefSeq and is a predicted model, not a curated record. Lineage: Eukaryota; Metazoa; Chordata; Actinopteri; Syngnathiformes; Callionymidae. The transcript is spliced from 18 exons. Gene Ontology annotation, biological process: signal transduction.